Molecule: messenger RNA, 2023 nt
Organism: Prunus avium (sweet cherry)
Lineage: Eukaryota; Viridiplantae; Streptophyta; Magnoliopsida; Rosales; Rosaceae
Source: RefSeq, a predicted model, not a curated record
GAUCUUGCGUCAUAAAAAAGCUUGAGACAUGAGCAAUCCGGUUGGUCAAGUGUCAAUUAAGUUGAGUAAUCUAGAUGAGGAGGGGGAAUCUUCCAAGCUCAAGGAAGAUGGAGGACACAGAAGUCCAAGUACUGUUGCAGCAAAACGUCCAAAACUGGAGGAAGUUGUUAUUAACGCAUAUCAUCCUCAGCCAAAAAUAUUCCUUCCAAAGUGGGAAAUCAUAUUUACAGUAGCAUCUGCAUUUGCUGUGUUCGUUGAUCCUUUUUGCUGCUACGUUCCCGUCAUCAUCGACCACAGCACGAGCUACACUUGGGACGAAACGUUGUUGUGGACAAUUUUCGCCUUACGAUCAGCCGGCGAUCAAUUUUAUGGAAUGGACAUUUUGGUUUUCAUAAAGCGACGUCGCGACAAUGUUAAUGCCAAGCCAUUUGGGGCCUCCUGGACAAAGUAUUUUGGCGGUCCUGAUUCCACAAUUCGGAAGGUGUUGAAUGGCCAGAAAUCACUUAGGUUCCUAGGCAUUGUACCUCGCAUUUGUGCUGCUCUUCCCAUUCUACAGGCAUUCUUAGUCGUUGGACUUAAAACAGACCUUGUUCGCCUGUACCAACAGCUAUUAUAUCUAAUUGCAUUCCAAUAUAUUUUACGGGCUUAUAACUUCUACCGAUGGCUCGAUCAGCAUGCUAACAUAGAGACCGCAGUAAAAAGAUUUCUUAAAGCUGCUCUAGACUUCCUUCCAUUCAUCCUUGCUGCUCAUCUAUUCGGAGCCUUGUGGUACUAUUUUGCUGUGGACCAAAAGAUAGCUUAUUGGGAGGAGCAUUGUCGUAAAUUUGAUGGAGCAUGUUCGGAUUAUGUUGAUCCUUUCUAUUGCAGUAACACUCUAAAUCACACGUUCAAUUUCAAUGUCUCGCGUUUACACGAGUCAUGCGCUGUACAACUUUCAGCAAAUGUAACAAGUUUACCUUUCGAUUUUGGUAUAUAUCUAUCCGCUCUCCAAUCUAAUAUGACAAGCUCAAGAGAUCUUCCAGUGAAGAUGUUACAAUGUAUUUGGUGGGGCCUGCGAAAUUUGAGUUCUUUUGGUUCAAACCUCCAGACCAGUUUCUUUAAGGACGAAAUCAUCUUUUCGAUUGUAAUCUCUAUAAGUGGCUUGGCACUAUUUUUAGUAUAUCUCAAUUCAAGGGUGCCGGGGUCGAAAAAAGUGUCAGAUCAGCUUAAAUUGCAACAGAAGAUUGAAACGGUAUAUCCAGACAUAAUAGAGCAAAUGCAUAAUAUGUGCCGUCUCAGCUUAGCUUCACUAAAGAAAGUGCCGUUGCUUGAAAGUACAGAUGAUAAAGUUUUAAAAGCAAUAUGCGAGUAUCUUAAGCCAGUAACUUAUGGCGAGGAUGUUUAUAUCAUUCGAGAGGGAGAACCACUUCGAAAGAUGUUUUUCAUCACACGAGGCACUGCAUUGACCUACACAACUACUAAGGGUGGAACAACUUUGUGCAAGUGCCUUGAGAAAAGUGAUUUUUAUGGAGAAGAACUUCUAAAUUGGGCAUUCAAAUUUUCCUCAUUUUCUAAGUUACCUAUCUCCACUACAACUCUUUUGUCCCAAACAAAGGUUGAAGCAUUUUCAAUUAGGGCCCACCACUUGAAGUCAAUUGUCGCUCCAUUUUGGUGGCAUUUUCAGAGAGAGCUUCCUCGUUCUCAAUUGGAGCAUUUUGCAGCUUCUUCCAUACAUGUUGAUACCGUGGCAUACCAUCUGUCAGUUUUGAGAGAGAUGUUUCCUAAUGGCAUAAACCUCCUCUCUCUUUUCUCUGGGAUUGGUGGGGCAGAAAUAGCUCUUCACUGGCUUGGUAUCCCUCUGAAGAAUGUCAUGUCGGUAGAGAAAUAUGCAGUGAACAGAAGUGUUGUGAGGAGUUGGUGGGAGCAAACAAACCAGAGAGGGAAUUUGUAUGACCUUGAGGAUGUACAGCAGCUGAAUGGUGACAGCCUGGAGCAUUAUAUGAAUUUAUUUGGUGGGACCGUGGGAGUCCAUGUAACAAUCUGA